This is a messenger RNA of Prunus armeniaca (apricot), 630 nucleotides long. The record is from the annotation of a GenBank genome assembly. Lineage: Eukaryota; Viridiplantae; Streptophyta; Magnoliopsida; Rosales; Rosaceae.
AUGUUGUUGCAGUUGCAGAGCCUGCGUGCAUUUUCAGUUGCCGACCGCACUCACGUGUCCCUCCCAUCCUCACGUGUCAUCCGUACGUCGAUCCAUCUCCACCGUCCGUCAAUUUCUUUUCCGACUACCCGGCCACGUCUCCGAUCACUCCCCACCGUUAGGAGCUGUACCACCCUCGCAUUCGAUUUCAAAGAUGGAAAAGGAAUGAGUGAGUUUCUUGAUGUUGAGCUCAAAGUCCGCGAUUAUGAACUUGAUCAAUAUGGCGUCGUUAACAAUGCUGUUUAUGCAAGUUACUGCCAGCAUGGUCGUCAUGAACUUCUGGAAAGGGUUGGCAUCAGCGCUGAUGCAGUUGCCCGCACUGGUGACGCAUUAGCAUUGUCAGAAUUGUCACUCAAAUUCCUUGCGCCACUCCGAAGUGGAGACAAGUUUGUAAUAAAGGUCAGGCUCUCUGGUUCCUCAGCCGCUCGCUUGUACUUUGAUCACUUUAUUUUCAAGCUGCCAAAUCAAGAGCCUAUAUUGGAAGCAAAGGCCACAGCAGUGUGGCUUGACAAAAGCUAUCGCCCCGUCCGUAUUCCACCGGAGCUGAAAUCUAAAUUUGUUCGAUUUCUUCAUCACGAGGAGUCUAACUGA